Ostrinia nubilalis (European corn borer) is the source of this 1496-nucleotide messenger RNA. RefSeq lists its product as uncharacterized. The record is from RefSeq and is a predicted model, not a curated record. Lineage: Eukaryota; Metazoa; Arthropoda; Insecta; Lepidoptera; Crambidae. Bases 162 to 809 code for a protein of 215 amino acids. The transcript has 4 exons.
GACAGGGAGCUACGUGCGUUCGGUUUGAGAAUAAUACUCGUAAUAAAGUUUUGUGAACUCGUAGUUCUUUGAGACGGCACCAUCGACGCAAGUUUUUUGAUUUGUUCGGGCUUGGAAGUGCUUCGUUAUUGAAAUCUAAGAUCCGAUCGGGCCGGGCACUUAUGGCGAAUAGCUUCGUCCAAACUUGCUGCUUGAUAGUACUUACAAUAUUUGUAGAACGCGGCGAUGGACGGUGGAAGAAAAAGGACGGCAAUCUCCAACAUGAUAUCGAGAUAUUCAGGAAAAUGGCAGAUAAAAUCGAACAUGAAUUCGAUGACGCGUACGACGAAUACUCAAGCCAAUGGUUAAAGGAGCAAUUAUUUAACAGUUUGCAACAUAAAUAUAAAGAAAACUGGGUUAGAAAACCAAAAAACAACACAAACUUUGAAAUUAAAUCAAACAAACCAUUUAUUUCUUCUUUUAAUAAUAACGUUAAACAUAAACAUACAAUUCAUAAUUAUGUUGAUGAUGUAAAAUCAAGCACUGAUGUGACAUCAGAUGCAAAUGAUGCACUAAAUUCUAAAUUAGAUAAAGUUGAAACUCGUAAGUGGCCUAAAUUCGAAGAUAUUUUACUUGAAGUGGGCAAAAAGUACGAUUGGAAAAACGACAGGUGGAUAAAAGUGAAAGGGAAAUUAAAAGAUACAGACGAUGUUAAUAGUGAUAACCAAAUAGAAUUCCAUGAAAAACACAAGUUUCACUAUAGGAUUGUAAAGUUGAAUAAAAGCAAAAGUAGGCGGAACGUCGUUGUGGCCGUAUCGGCUGUAAGAUAGACAUCUGAGGAUGGUAAUGAUGAAGUAAAUGUAAAGAAUCUAUUUUUGGUAGACUCUGGGACCAAUACUGGGGGAGCUAGAGGAUAAAAUAAACCCAAUCAGGCCCAUUGUACAAACGUUUGUAAAACCUACGCGCUUGAAAACUUCGGUUCAUUUAAAUACAGACACUUUAGAUAAAUGAGAAUCUUAAUUAAUGUCUUAAUUAGCCUUCUGAUUCAUUUACGCAAAUGUUACAAUGAUGAUUAGCUAACUUGGCAAGAAAAUGUGAAUAAUAAAGGGUAAUGUGUUCAUAAAUUAUUUCAAUUUCUUACCCAAAUAAUGAAUUGUAAUUAUAACCAUAAUACGAGUAUUUAGGUACCAUAACAAAUAGAAAUAUGUUAUUAUGUCUUCAUAUGAAAAUUUCAUAUAAAUAUGAGAAAAUAUUGUAUUGUUAUGUUAGACACUUCAUUCUAAUAAUAUUGUUAUUCUAUUCCGAUUUCUGAUAAAUUCAUAAAGCUUUAGUUUCCACAAUAAUUGUAAUGCUUUAUUAAUGGAACUGUGUAUUAUAACUCAUGUUCAACUGUUUUUAAAUAAAUGUUUUUCUUUUGUUUCAUAAUAUUCGAAGAUAACUUUUUGUUUAUUUCAUAAUAGUGGUAAUUUUAACACAAUACCGAUACGUUUAUUGUAUUCCGGAUACAUUCUGUAGCA